Molecule: messenger RNA, 950 nt
Organism: Odocoileus virginianus texanus
Lineage: Eukaryota; Metazoa; Chordata; Mammalia; Artiodactyla; Cervidae
Gene: TMEM134
Product: transmembrane protein 134
Source: RefSeq, a predicted model, not a curated record
CCUGCGGGCGCAGAUGGCGACCGCGCAGCGCGCCUGAGCGGGCCCGGGCCAUGAGUGCCUCCCGGCCCCAGUUCAGCAUUGAUGACGCCUUCGAGCUGUCCCUGGAGGACGCGGGCCCUGGGCUCGAGCCCAGCGGGGUCGCCCGCUUCGGGCCGCUGCACUUCGAGCGCCGGGCCCGGUUCGAGGUGGCCGACGAGGACAAGCAGUCCCGGCUGCGCUACCAGAACCUGGAGAACGACGAGGAUGGAGCCCAGGCCUCUCCAGAGCCGGAUGGGGGAGUCAGCACCAGGGAUUCUGGCCGAACAUCCACCCGCAGCUCCCAGUGGUCUUUUGGUAGCAUCAGCAGCAGCACUCAGCGCUCCUACAACGCCUGCUGCAGCUGGACUCAACACCCUUUGAUCCAGAAGAACCACCGGGUAGUGCUAGCCUCCUUCCUGCUUCUCCUGCUGGGGCUGGUGCUGAUCCUGACCGGCGUGGGACUGGAGGUGGCCCCCUCGCCAGGUGUCUCCAGCGCCAUCUUCUUCGUGCCGGGCUUCCUGUUGCUGGUCCCAGGAGUCUACCACGUGAUCUUCAUCUACUGCGCCGUCAAGGGUCACCGGGGCUUCCAGUUCUUCUACCUGCCCUACUUCGAGAAGUGAGCAGACGGCGGGAUCCAGCGUCGGGGCCGAGAGGCCCCAGUGUGUGCUGCCUCCUCGCAUCCUUGGAGGGGCACUCCCGGAGUCCGCGCCCGGCUUCGGUUCCCGCAUCCCAAGGGAAAAGCCCCGUCGGGACCCUCAAGCCCCCUCGUCGUCUGGGGAGUUUGCUCAGGAAGUUUGGGGCAUGUGGGUCUCGGGCCACUACCUGAGCCUGGGAAAGUCGCCCCUCCCCUCUCUGUGCCUUAACUUAUUCUCAGGCCCUGGGCUUGCUGGGUUGGUGAUGUUUUGUGCUAAUAAAAGCGGUGCUUAAUUCCA